AUGAAUUAUAACAACCUGUGGGGACUAACGCUGGCUGAGCUGGGCUCCUCCAGACCCUGCGAUGAAUUUGGGAACCCGUCUGAGGUGAACAGCUGCUCCAUCUGUCAUCACGGGUGACCGCCGAGCCCCAGGGGCCCGUCUUUUUCUGCCAAUUACAAAGACUGCCAUGUGCUGGAGAAGGCUGGGCGCUCCCACCUGAGGGUGUUCGUGGAAGCUGUGGUCACUCUGAUCAUCUGUCCCAAACCUGAUCACACCUGGACUCUAGACUCCCACCUGGCACCACCCACCACAUUCUCACUUCCUGCCCCUCAUCCGCAUCCCCUCCGCCCUACCCCAGAGGACAGCUUAGCCCAUUUAACCCCUGCCACCCUAGCUCGACCCCAGCGGGGCACCUUGGAACACGGUGGGGAGCCGCUGACAAGCCAGCUUACGGAGGAACAGUGCCAGGUGGCCUCCAGGCACAUCCCCCGCAGAGUGAGAAGAAGUUCAAAGGAAGCCCAUCAGCUGGCUGCUGUCAUGACAACACCAGAGGGUCCCUGUUACUAUGGCAACACAGUGACGGUCCAGUGCUUCAGAAACAGUCACUUCGUCCUGGUGGUGUCCCAAGAAACAGCCUUGGUGUGCAGGACACUAAUCGAUGUCCAACUGGUCUGCACCGCCCCCCAGCUGCUCCCCAACCAGGAGGCGGGAUCCUCCGUGGUCUCCACGGCUGGCCCUCUCACCUGCUGUGACACCACAGUCCAGGUGGACAGCAUCCAGCAGAACCAGUCGGUGUCCAACAUCGGCAUCUGGAUGGGGCCACACGGUUCCAUCGUGUGGGACGGCGCCUUCAGGCUUCACAUCCACUGUGUCUUCAAUGCCAGUGACUUCCUGCCCCUCCAGGCGUCCCUCUUUCCUCCCCCUCCAGCCACUGUGACCCAGCACAGCCCCCUGAGGCUUCAGCUGCAGAUCGACAAGGACAAGGCUUUUAGUUCCUACCACAGGGAGGGGGACCACCCCACUGUGGGGCUGCUUCAAGAGUCUGACCCCAUGGAGGUCUGGCUCCUGCAGAGGACAAACCCCAUUCUGGUCUUGGUGCUGCAUAAGCACUGGGCCGCUCCCAGCGCCAACCCCUUCCAGUAUCCUCAGUGGCCCAUCCAGUCGGAUGAGUGUCCUUUCGGUGACAUCAGGACCUGAAUGAUGGCCUUGGAAGGGGCUCUGCCCUGCCACUCUCACUACCAGUGCUUCACUGUUGCCACCUUCGCCCCCCUGGACACUGGCUCCUGGAGGGCUGCCCGUGGCUUUGUUUACUUCCUUUGUGGCACCUCUGCCUGCUGCCCCUCAGGGCUAAAGACUUACUCGACCACAUGUAGCUCUGGGGCUGCAGGUCAGUCCAGGUGAGCCUCAGGUCACCACAAUGACAUUGCCAGGCCCAGCAUGGUGAGCUCUCCCAGGCCACUGGGCUUUGAGGAUUCCUACAGGUGGGAGUCUAUGCUGGGGCCUGCAGGUUCCACCAUGAGCUGCAACCCAAGACCUCGCCUCUGGGGAAUUCUUUUGCUGUUGGCUGUUGCCCUGGUCCGAGAGGUUGGCGUCUUUGUGGACCUGAGCCAGGCCAAGCCCAGAAGCUCCUGGAAGGCAACAGAAGGUGAACAGGCUGAAUAG
Lagenorhynchus albirostris (white-beaked dolphin) is the source of this 1641-nucleotide messenger RNA. RefSeq names its product zona pellucida glycoprotein 1 (gene ZP1). Gene Ontology annotation, biological process: prevention of polyspermy; binding of sperm to zona pellucida. Lineage: Eukaryota; Metazoa; Chordata; Mammalia; Artiodactyla; Delphinidae. Gene Ontology annotation, cellular component: egg coat. Gene Ontology annotation, molecular function: acrosin binding; structural constituent of egg coat. The record is from RefSeq and is a predicted model, not a curated record.